Medioppia subpectinata is the source of this 1412-nucleotide messenger RNA. Lineage: Eukaryota; Metazoa; Arthropoda; Arachnida; Sarcoptiformes; Oppiidae. The record is from the annotation of a GenBank genome assembly.
AUUGAAUACACGGUUUGUGUUGAAGUGAACACAACCUCUGGUGUAGUGAAAGGUCUGACUAUCGAUGUGUUGAACACAAGUGUUGAUCAGUUUUUGGCCAUACCUUAUGCCGAACCCCCGGUAGGGGUACUCAGGUUUGCCAAACCUGUGCCACUCAAACAUGCGAUCAAGCCACACAUCGAUGGCAGAGCACCGGGCAAUUCAUGUGUACAGAAAUUCAUUAAAGAGCUUGAAUUUGAUCGCAUGGGAAAUAUUACCAAAAGCGAGGACUGUCUGGUGUUAAACGUAUGGACCCCUACUGUCCGCACCGGUGACCGACAGAAAGCACACCUAAAACCGGUCAUGUUUUGGAUAUACGGCGGAGCUUUUCUUAUUGGGUCUAUAUUUCAACAGCAAUACAACGCUAGUCUAUUGGCCGCACACAAUGUGGUGGUUGUGUCCGUCAACUAUAGGUUAGGACCGUUUGGUUUCCUAUACGGGGAUCGGGAGGACGCGCCCGGAAAUGUCGGACUCUAUGACCAGUUAUUGGCACUCAAAUGGGUUAGAGAAAACAUUUACUCAUUUGGCGGAGAUAGGGAUCAGAUCACCAUUUUUGGUGAGAGCGCCGGCAGUCAAUCAGUUUCCGCACACAUACUCUCCCCGCUAUCUAAAGGCCUAUUCAAAAGGGCUAUUAUACAAAGCGGUGCCCUAUUGUUCAAUAAAGCCAGAGAUCCUAUGGUUAAGUCCGAAGCAUUGCUUUUAAGCAAAGGUUUGGCCGAAAAUAUGAAUUGUAGUUUAGAUGAAAACAAAUGGUUGGACUGUUUGCGAGGUUCUGCGGCUCAGGAGUUGAUAGAGGCGUCCGACGGCCGGCCACAAGUGGUCACUCUAUUUGACACCGAAUUUCUGCCAAUGAACGCACAGCACAUGUUUAAACAGCGGCUUUCGGAUAAUUACAUCAUAUUAGAUUUGGAUAUAAUGGCUGGUGUUAUGAGAAACGAGGGCUCAAUUUUAGGCCAGGGAGUGGUUAAACCAAAUCUAACCGUAAAUGACUUUAAAGAGUUUGUGUCACUUAUGAACACAAUUCACCACAAUAUCGACGAAAAACGUGUCAUUGAUUUCUAUCUACAAUCGAUUGACAAAAACAGUUCCGAUGCCUUAAAAUGGACUGAAUAUGACAUUUUUGGUGACCUUCUUAUGACGUGUCCGACCUAUAGGUUCGCCAAAGCGUACGCCCAGUUGGGAGGCGCCGGUGGUGUGUAUUUCUAUGAGCAGACAUAUCAACGCAAAUCAUUUUUAGAUGAAAAACUCUAUGGAGUGACACAUCAGGCGGACGUUGACUAUCCGACCGAACCCUAAAUGGCCUAAACUUGUAGACAAUAAAAGUGGAGAUUUAGUGCCAAAAGUGCUUGAAUUAAAUCCAAACAAAUUAUGGC